GUGAUCCGGAGGACGGGAAAAGUUGAGUGAGUGGUGAACGAGAGGGAGAGCGCCUGUUGUCUUAGCCGUGUCGUCGGCGCGGGGAUGAUGUGGUGAUAUGGUGCGGAGGUCACGCGCGUUCCCGAUGCCCUACGUCGUGCCGACGUCGCGUUACUCCUGUCACUAUCGCUGGACUACGGCGUACGGAGCGUCUGAGGUGUCAGCGGUGACGUCUCGUCGGGAGCGACGUAUCCUGCUCGGUGGAACCACUACUUCGUGGUAAGUAGUGGUCUCCGAUCGUUUGAAAAGCGAGCGGCCCGCAGCCGCCGCACCGGACGGGAGAUAUGCGCAGCAAGCAGCAGCCCAGGCCUUCUUUCCGAUGGCCGCAGCAGCGCGGUGAUAACCUUACCGGGGAGGACGGCGUCGAAGGCUCCGCGCCCGGUACGGACCUCCAAGGUGAGGAGGGCGAUUGCGUCGACGAGGAUGGCCCCAUUAGCCCUAGCGAGAGGGGUUGCGCGCCCGCUGCGAAGGAGGACGAAGAUGCCGAGGGAACGGACGAAGAGGAUGACGAGGAGGCAUCGCCACCUACGCCACCGCCUUCCGCUACUUCGAGAUUAAACCCGACUAUUCUGAGAGACACGGGACCUCCGGACAGGGAGCCAAUGAGUCCGCGCUGUCCCUCGAGAGAUUCUCGGGAAUCGUCCGGUCCGGCGACCGGAAGCCCCCCACCACCCGCUACCAGGAGCAGCGCGAGCCCAGUCAGUCCAAGUAGUAUCGUGCCUCUACCCCUUGGAACUCACCCCCUACUACCACCCCACUCAGCAGCGGUGAUGGCGGCGUACCUGCAACAGACCCAUCAGCGCCUCCUCCUCGGGCACUCACCCCUGUCGCGCGGCUCGGUGUCGCCUCUGGUUUCCUCCUCGUGUUCGCCACCGGCGGCGACCCCCGGCCUCUUGGUGUCGCCUACCAGCGUCGGGGAGCUCUCGCCGUCGGCGACGCCUCUGCCGGCGGUGCUGGACUUCAGCACGAGGAAAGCGGCGUCUUCCAUCGAGGAGGACGAGGAGGAGCAGAUAUUGAACCUCAGCAAACCGCCCACGCCGUCCUCUUCGACGGAGACGAACAACGGCCCGCUGGACCUGUCGGUGCCCAGCAGGAAGCGACCCGGUCCGGAGGACUCGCCGCCGCCGCCGCCGCGCAAGUCCUCGAGACUGGCGUCGACGGCGAGCAGCGCGAGCCACCACCAGGAGACGGUGCCGGGGGUCGCGCCGUCCAGCUUCGGCAGGCCGCCCGUGGUGUCCCCGUGGACGUCGCCGGUGGUAGCCUCGCAUUUCCCCUACUUCGCCGCGGCGGUAGCGGCAGCGGCUACUAGUCAGCAGCAGCUCUCGCCGAAGAGCACCGGCGGCGUCGUGGAUCAUCAUCAGCUGUGGAACGGCAAGAUGAAGCCGCCGGCGCCGGCGGCACUGGAGAAACCGUAUCAGCCGAGCGAGGCGACGAAGGCGCUCGAGAAGAUGAGCGAGCUGAGCAAGUUGGGCGGCGAGGAUCUCUUCAGGUCGUCCUCCGGAGGCGGCGGCAGCUCCGCAACGGCCGGCGGCACACCGGCGACCACGUCCAGCAGCCGUCACAGCGCCUGGCAGUCUCACUGGCUGAACAAGGGGGCCGAUCAGGCGAAGGACGUGCUCAAGUGCGUAUGGUGCAAGCAGAGUUUCCCGACUCUGGCCGCAAUGACGGCGCACAUGAAAGAAGCGAAACACUGCGGCGUGAAUAUGCCGGUGCCACCGCCGGCGUCCGGGCUUCACUCGCAGCAGACGACGAUGCCGAGCGUACCGCCGCCGCAGCAACCGCACCAACCGCCGACCUCCGUCGGCGGCAACGCCCCGGGCAACAGCGCGCCCAGCAGCAAGCAAAGUCCAUCCGACCUGAACCUGCUGAUCAAGGAGACGAUGCCGCUGCCGCGCAAGCUCGUGCGCGGCCAAGACGUCUGGCUGGGCAAGGGCGCCGAGCAGACGCGGCAGAUACUCAAGUGCAUGUGGUGCGGCCAGAGCUUCCGCUCGCUCGCCGAGAUGACCUCGCACAUGCAGCAGACGCAGCACUACACGAACAUCAUCUCGCAGGAGCAGAUCAUAUCGUGGAAGUCGUCCGACGACGGGAAGAGCGGCAGCACCGCGGCGGCCGUGACCGGCGCGGGGAGCAACGCCGCGGGUGUCCAGCCCGGCGGCGGUUCCGGCCCUCACGGAGGAAACGGUCCCGGCGGCCCCGGUGGCGGCGCCACCAGCAGCCACGUGAGCGCCGUGUUGACGUGCAAGGUGUGCGACCAGGCGUUCAGCUCUCUCAAGGAGCUGAGCAACCACAUGGUGAAGAACUCGCACUACAAGGAGCACAUAAUGCGCUCCAUCACCGAGAGCGGCGGCCGCCGGCGACAGACGCGCGAGAAGCGAAAAAAGUCACUGCCCGUGAGGAAGCUGCUGGAGCUGGAGCGGGCGCAGAACGAGUUCAAGAACGGCGACGCCGCCGCCGGGCUGACUCACAGCCUCGGCAAGCACGCCGGCAGGAUCACCUGCGAGAAGUGCGGCGAGAAGAUCGAGACUCCGCUCUUCGUCGAGCACAUACGCCAGUGCAUCGGCGCCGGCACGGUCGGCGUCAAUCAGCGGAACUUCCUGAAGAACGCGCUCAUGUCGAAUCACCUCUCGGCGACGCUGCCGCCGGCCGAGAGCGGACGCAAGAGCGUCAACGAGGAGACGUCCUCGAUAUCCUCGAGGCACCACCGAUCCCCCUCCUCGGCGAGCGACGCGACCACGCCGGGCAAGGACACCCCGACGCCCAACGAGAGCACCGCGCCGAUCGGCACCUCGCCUUCCGUUCUGAACGCCAUCGAGAAGCUGAUCGAGAAGAGCUUCGACUCCCGCGUGAGACACGGCACGCCCGGGCUGCACCACGCCCAACCCGGCGCGCCCAUGGGCACCAGCAUCCUCAAGCGUCUCGGCAUCGACGAGAGCGUGGACUACACGAAGCCUCUGGUGGACCCGCAAACGAUGAAUCUGCUCCGUUCCUACCAGCAGCACCAGCAGCAGCACUACAGCGCGAACGCCGCGGCGAGGAGGGAGCGGAGCGGCAGCGAGUCCAGCUCGAUCUCGGAGCGGGGAAGCGGCAGGACGGACACCAUGACGCCGGAGAGACGCAUCGACCUGUCGUCCGCCGCGAGCCACGAGAGACACUCCCUGUCGCACCACCAUCGCGUCACCCCGGAGAAGCAGACCGCCGCCGCCGCCGUGCCCCCCUUGCCCGCUCGCCAUCAUCCGGAGGAGUCCGGGGACGAGGAGUCCGUCGUGGUGAAGAAGGAGCCCCGGGACGAGGAGGCGGAGGAGAGAGGCGCGAACGAGGAGGAGCAGCAGCAGUCGACGAGAGAGGUGUUCGUGAAGAAGGAGAUAGUGGACGACUGCAGGGACGAGGAGGAGCAGCAGAGUUCCUACAAUCACCGACGGAGCGGCAGCCUCCACGAGACGGCCGAGGACGGGCGGGAGGUGCUCUCACCGCGUAUGAAUCCACCCACGCCGCGGCCGACCAGCCAGGUGGAGCAGGUGGCGCGCAGCCCCUGCAGGAACAGCACGAGCAGUCCCACCAGCAGCGACCGAUCGGUCACGCCGCGGGGCACGCCCGACACCAAGGCGUCCAGCAGCCUCGGCGCGCUCUCCUCCAUGUUCGACAGCCUGUCGGGCGGCGGAGGCAGCGCGAACGUCGACUCCCAGGGACGCAAGACCAGCAGCCAUCCUCUCGCGGCGUUGCAGAAGCUCUGCGACAAGACGGAGACGCGGGGCCCCAGCGCGAGCGGCGCCUCGAGAUCCUCCGCCGGCUCCGCCAUCGGCCCGAGCGGCGCCGGCGCAGGGGGAGUGGGGGUCUCAGGCCCCGGUCCGGGGCCCACGCCCGGUGCCAUCCUCGCCUUCAGCUGGGCCUGCAACGACGCCGUCGUCACCGCGGAUUCCAUCAUGAAGUGCGCCUUCUGCGACACCCCCUUCAUCUCCAAGGGCGCCUACAGGCAUCAUCUCUCCAAGAUGCACUUCGUCAAGGACGGCGUGAUCCCGGACCCGUUGACCAUCGGCAGGUCGGCGGCCGCUGCCGCGGCGGCGAUGGCCUCCCAGGGCACGUCCGGCGGACCGAGCCGCAACUCCUCGUCGCCGCCGAGCUCGCAGCGCAACAAAUCGCCGCCGUUGCCGCAGGCGAACGGCAGCCCGUCGCAGUCAGCGGCCUCUCCCCUCGAGGAGAGCCCGCACUCCAAAUUUCUCAAGUAUACGGAGCUGGCGAAGCAAUUGUCCAGCAAGUACGUAUAGUCCGAGCCCCGUAAGUAGCGGCGCCACUUGUACAUAAGUGUAUCUAUACGACUGUAACUAGCGAUGUGGUUGGACAAAUUUUCACCCCUUCCCCGCGAACACCGCCGCGCCGGACGACGUCGUCGCGCAUCCGACGUCUUCGGGUUUAUGCUUAAAGAGGCUGUGUCGUGGCUGUACCGGUGCCGGGGGACGGAGAUCCCCGCGAGGAUACGGGAAUAUGCUCUCUGAUGCCGAAUCGCGAACGAGGGAGGGG
Molecule: messenger RNA, 4554 nt
Organism: Dinoponera quadriceps
Lineage: Eukaryota; Metazoa; Arthropoda; Insecta; Hymenoptera; Formicidae
Gene: tio
Product: protein tiptop
Exons: 4
Coding region: 324-4301 (1325 amino acids)
Biological process (GO): regulation of transcription by RNA polymerase II
Cellular component (GO): nucleus
Molecular function (GO): DNA-binding transcription factor activity, RNA polymerase II-specific; DNA binding
Source: RefSeq, a predicted model, not a curated record